Molecule: messenger RNA, 1732 nt
Organism: Dioscorea cayenensis subsp. rotundata (Guinea yam)
Lineage: Eukaryota; Viridiplantae; Streptophyta; Magnoliopsida; Dioscoreales; Dioscoreaceae
Product: flowering locus K homology domain
Exons: 8
Coding region: 149-1498 (449 amino acids)
Biological process (GO): regulation of gene expression
Cellular component (GO): cytoplasm; nucleus
Molecular function (GO): mRNA binding
Source: RefSeq, a predicted model, not a curated record
ACCGUCACCUCGCUCAAUCCCUAAAUCCCUCACGGGCGCCAUCUCGCGCUCUCUGUGCACGCCCUAAACCCUCGAUUCCGUCGCCUCCGCCGCCUGCCGUCGACGAGAUCCCUGCAAUCAUCCUGAUUACGAUCUGAAGAGAUAAUUCAUGAUAUCAGAUAGUUUGAUCAGGGCAGAACAUAUGGAUGAAACUGUGGAGAACUUCACUGAGCAAGAUGUGAUUGAAGAAGCUGUUGAUGCCUCUAGUGAUAAACAUGGACGUGAUGAUGAUCAGGCUGUGGUAGGUAGUGAAAAGAGAUGGCCUGGGUGGCCCGGAGAAAGUGUUUUUCGCAUUUUGAUACCUGCUCAAAAAGUUGGUGGUAUCAUUGGUCGUAAAGGAGAAUACAUUAAAAAGAUGUGCGAGGAGUCAAGGGCUCGUAUUAAAAUUCUUGAUGGUCCUCCUGGGGCACCGGAGAGAGCUGUUAUGAUUUCAGCAAAGGAGGAACUGGAGGCUUCUAUUUCUCCUUCUAUGGAUGGUCUGCUAAGGGUUCAUAAACGUGUGGUUGAUGGAUUGGAAGGUGAUACACCACCAAGUUCUGGACAUGUGGUCACUCGGCUGCUGGUGCCUGCUGCACAAGCUGGGAGCCUCAUUGGGAAACAGGGUGCAACUAUUAAGGCCAUACAAGAAGCUUCUAACUCUGCUGUUCGUGUCCUUGAUGAUCUGCCCCCGUUUGCUCUACAAGAUGACAGAGUUGUUGAGAUACAGGGUGAACCUACAGGAGUGCAUAAAGCUGUGGAGUUAAUUACAGGGCACUUGAGAAAAUUUUUAGUCGACCGGAGUGUCCUCCCUUUAUUUGAAAUGCAUAUGUCUGCUCCACACAUGGAGCCGAACAUGCCACCCCCACAACCUUGGGGGCAUCAUCAGGGUCUACCACCGAAUGCUGGUGGUCCAGGAUAUGGUGGCAAUCCUCAGUUUUUGCCUCCAAGACCACAUGAUAACUUUUAUCCACCCUCUGAUCUUGGCCCCAUGGAAAAACAGCCUCACCAUGGUAUAUCUGCAUUUGGACGAGAUGUACCACCCAUGGGAGUUAAUCAGCAACCCCCACCAAUGAUCUCUCAGCAGGUCACACAGCAUAUGCAAAUCCCACUUUCUUAUGCUGAUGCUGUCAUUGGCGGAGCUGGAGCGAAUAUCAGCUAUAUCCGUCGUGCAAGUGGAGCAACCAUCACAAUACAGGAAACCAGAGGUGUCCCUGGGGAGAUGACCGUUGAGAUCAUUGGCAGUGCAGCCCAAGUACAAGCAGCCCAGCAACUAAUACAGAAUUUCAUGGCCGAAGCAGCUGCUCCAACUUCUGCUCCUGCUGGUGGCGCAAUUCCAAAUGCCAUGGCUCCUGGCGACCAGAGUUAUAAUCCAUAUGCUGCUCAUGGUUCGAUGUACACAUCGCCUGCAUCCAAUGCUGCACCGCCAAGCCAUUCUGCUGGAGGAUAUGGUUCCGCUUAUGGUACUAAUUAUGGGUACUAGGCAAAGUGAAACUGAGGAUCAUUUCGGUCAACAUGCAGUUGUAGUUUUAAUUUUUACUUAAUUAAAAGAGAGAGAUUGGAUGGUAUUAGUGAGGAAAUUCCGAGUAGAUGUUCGCUAACUAAAGCAUUCCAUGUACAUUAUCAAGUGUGGUGAAGAUUUGUCAAAAUAUCGUUUUCCCCCAUUUUAUGCAUUGUAUCUUGUCAAUUUCACAGGUGCUAUGCGCCACCUAUUUUA